Messenger RNA from Elgaria multicarinata webbii, 1731 nucleotides. Its product is annotated as zinc finger protein 660-like. The record is from RefSeq and is a predicted model, not a curated record. Gene Ontology annotation, cellular component: nucleoplasm. Gene Ontology annotation, molecular function: RNA polymerase II cis-regulatory region sequence-specific DNA binding; DNA-binding transcription repressor activity, RNA polymerase II-specific. The coding region runs from base 1 to 1731 and encodes 576 amino acids. Gene Ontology annotation, biological process: regulation of transcription by RNA polymerase II. NCBI's taxonomy places the organism in Eukaryota, Metazoa, Chordata, Lepidosauria, Squamata, Anguidae. The transcript is spliced from 5 exons.
AUGGAGAACUGGGUCAGGGAGUGCGGAGCGGAGAGCAGCGCCCCGGCGGUGGCCCUGGCGGGAGGCUCCCUCCUGAGCCAGGCGGAGGACAGAGAGCAGCAGCAGGAGCAGGAGAUGCUACCCCAAGAGGCCACGAAUGCCACUGAGGGAAUGGAGGUGUGGGGCGUAGAAGAGAAGCCACCAUUUGGGGGGAUGCUGCAGGAGGCGGAUGGAGGGGCCACCUCUCCAGUGCUGAGGAGCCUCUUCCAGGCAUGGCUAGAUGGGCCAUGGAAACUCCCUGAGGCACAAGGGAGCCGGGCGCACGGGCGCUGCUGGCCCCGGCCCAACAGAAGCCCUGCAGCGGUGGUGGAGAGACACCACUCCCCCGGCCCUGCAGGCGCCCCGGGCUCCUCUCCCACACACGUCACGCACUGCUGCACCGCUUCCACCGCACAGAACCAGCAGCCGCAGCUGUGGCAGAGAAGUCGGCGGCGCCCGCCUUGUGCAACCCUCCACGAGCCCAGCGGUGCCCGCCUGCCCCGACCCAAUGCGCGAGCUGAUGUGAUGAAAAGCGAUUGCAAUGGGAAAGAGCAGAAAUGGAAAACUGAAGAUGAAGAGACGGGGCAGAAAAAAUCCACUUCUUCUGAAGAGGCUAACUUCCAGGAAAUCGCUAUGCCCGAAGAUUGUUUUGAAGGAAACGAAAGAAUUAUUCAGAAUGCAGAGAAAGAGUGGAAAUGCUCAGAGUGUGGAAAGAGCUUCAAUCAGAAGGGCAACCUUAAAUGUCAUCAAAGAAUUCACACAGGGGAGAAGCCCUACAAAUGCUCAGAGUGUGGAAAGUGCUUUAGUAAUAGCUCUGACCUUAACUCACAUCAAAGAAUUCACACAGGAGAGAAGCCAUAUAAAAGCUCAGAUUGUGGAAAGAGGUUCAAACACAGCUCCAACUUUAAAUGCCAUCAAAGAAUUCACACACGCGAGAAGCCCUACAAAUGCUCAGAAUGUGGAGAGGGCUUCAGUGUGAAGCCCAACCUUAAACGUUAUCAAAGAAUUCACACAGGGGAGAAGCCCUAUAAAUGCUCAGAGUGUGGAAAGAGCUUCAGCCAGAGCUCUAGCCUUACCUCACAUCAAAGAAUUCACAGAGGAGAGAAGCCCUACAAAUGCUCAGAAUGUGGAAAGAACUUCAGUGGGAUCUCUGGCUUUAACUUACAUCAAAGAAUUCACAGAGGGGAGAAGCCCUUUAAAUGCUCAGAGUGUGGAAAGAGCUUCAGUGCCAGCUCUGCCCUUAACUCACAUCAAAGAAUCCACACAGAGGAGAAGCCCUAUAAAUGUUCAGAAUGUGGAAAGAGAUUCAGCCUGAGCAGCAAUCUUAAAAAACAUCAAUUAAUUCACACAGAGGAGAAGCCCUAUAAAUGUUCAGAAUGUGGAAAGAGCUUCAAUCAGAGGGGCAACCUUAAAAGUCAUCAAAGAAUUCACUCAGGGGAGAAGCCCUAUAAAUGCUCAGAGUGCGAAAAGAACUUCAGAUGCAGGUUUGACCUGAACACACAUCAAAGAAAUCACACGGGGGAGAAUCUUUAUAAAUGUUCAGAGUGUGGAAAGUGCUUCAGUUUGAGGGCCAGCUUUACACAACAUCAAAGAAUUCACACAGAGGAGAAGCCCUAUAAAUGUUCAGAAUGUGGAAAGAGGUUCAAUCAGAGCUACAACCUUAAAAUACAUCAAAGAAUUCACUCAAGGAAGAAGCCCUAUAAAUGCUCUUGA